Messenger RNA from Panicum virgatum (switchgrass), 711 nucleotides. Its product is annotated as thionin BTH7-like. The record is from RefSeq and is a predicted model, not a curated record. NCBI's taxonomy places the organism in Eukaryota, Viridiplantae, Streptophyta, Magnoliopsida, Poales, Poaceae. Gene Ontology annotation, biological process: defense response. The coding region runs from base 37 to 441 and encodes 134 amino acids. The transcript is spliced from 3 exons.
CCAUUUCUUUGUGUUUUGCAAGAAAGCCAGAAAGAAAUGGGAAGCAAGGGUCUUAAAAGUGUAAUCAUGUGUGUGCUGAUACUAGGGAUAAUCUUGGAAGUAGAGGGCAAGAGUUGCUGCAUGAGCACCUUGGCAAGAACCUGCUACAAGUUAUGUCGUCUGAAUUUUCAACCGCCAAUCUGUGCAAUAACAUGUGAUUGCAUAAUCAUAAAACACCAUAAAUGCCCGCGUGCCUACCCUUAUUUGAACCUUCUUCCAAACUCCAGUGCACCAAAUGCCACUGAGUACUGCAAAUUGGGAUGUGUGUCUUCUGUGUGCGACACCAUGAACAAUGCUCCAGACGUUGCCGGCAAAGAGACGAAGAUCAACAUGGAAAGCUGUCGUGAUGCAUGCGACCGUUUCUGCAAUGGGGAUGCCCGCUUCGCAUCCGUUGCUGCGUAAUCAUGCAUGUGCAUGCCAUGGGUAUGCUGUUGAAGGCCAAGGUCUCAUCACGAUGGAUGGUAUUCCACAAAAAGGAUCGAUGGCUCAGAUCCAAGCCAGUGUGUCGUCUUAUAUAUGUAUGCGUAUGCUCUGGUUUUUGUUUCUUUGUUACAACAAAGGUAACCACACGAUGGAUACCAUGUAACUACAUGUAUGUGCUCAUCUCUAUCGAGAUGUAUGUAUAUGUACCAUUGGCCAGUUAAUAUAAUCACUAUAAAUUAUAUAGUUUUG